AUGAGACCAGAAUCGAUGACGGACGGCGUGCCGGGCUCAGAUUCACCUGCAGCAGCAGCAGCAGCAGCUUCGGUGACUACGAGCCUGCAUGAUUUGCAGGUUUUGGUGGAGCGUGGUACGCUCAGCGGGCCCGAGAAGCAGCAGGCCGAUCACCUGGUCACGAGUCUAAAGAGAGAGCUGGUGCUUCGCCGAGUUGGUGAUCAUCUGGCAGAGCGCACGUUUCACGAACUAUGUGUGCGACUCGCCGUCAUGGAACGCGACUGGGCGGCAAUGGAGCGUCACAUCCAGCAGCUAAUGCCACUCUACGAGCUGGACAGGCAAGCCGGUAUUCAGUCGCCACAUCGCGACCUCCUAGUUGGACUCAAUCUGAUGCGACUCUUGGCACAAAACAGGUUGGCAGAGUACCAUAUGGAGUUGGAGCUGCUGCCUACCACAGAGCCGCAACAGAACCCAUACGUGCUUUUUCCUUUUCAGGUGGAGCAGGCGCUUACGGAAGGCAGCUAUCAGAAAAUCCUCCACAUUGAGGCAGGUGCGGAGUGGUUGCCUUUUAUCGAGCUUCUGCGGGAGACGACAAUCCAGGAGAUGGUGACGAGUUGGGCGGAGGCCUAUGCGCAUGUCACGCUUGAAGAAUUGGCGAGCAUGGCAGCUUUGCCGGUCGAACAGGUGCCCGCUCUGCUGGCACGUGUGCUUGAUUGUACGCAGUACGUCGUUCAAAACGAGACUGUGCAUUUCAUCGCUUCAGAUCACAUUAGGGAAGCACCAUCACAAUAUCUGCUGGCGAAAGAAGCCGUCAGUCGCACCAUGGAGUAUAUACGCGGUCUGGAGCGUAUUGUUUAA
This is a messenger RNA of Cyanidioschyzon merolae strain 10D, 837 nucleotides long. RefSeq names its product 26S proteasome regulatory subunit RPN12. NCBI's taxonomy places the organism in Eukaryota, Rhodophyta, Bangiophyceae, Cyanidiales, Cyanidiaceae. Bases 1 to 837 code for a protein of 278 amino acids. The transcript has a single exon. Gene Ontology annotation, biological process: proteasome-mediated ubiquitin-dependent protein catabolic process. The record is from RefSeq and is a predicted model, not a curated record. Gene Ontology annotation, cellular component: cytosol; proteasome regulatory particle; nucleus.